Annulohypoxylon truncatum is the source of this 2400-nucleotide messenger RNA. RefSeq names its product Mis6-domain-containing protein. Bases 164 to 2287 code for a protein of 707 amino acids. The record is from RefSeq and is a predicted model, not a curated record. Gene Ontology annotation, cellular component: nuclear body; kinetochore; cytosol. Lineage: Eukaryota; Fungi; Ascomycota; Sordariomycetes; Xylariales; Hypoxylaceae. The transcript is spliced from 8 exons.
GUCUAAGCCAGCUCAACAACGCGUCAAGUUCAGUAUGAACCGACCUAAGGCUGAGCAUACUGCGUACAGAACCAGGCAUCCAAGAUACUCGUUCCGCUUCGUGCUAUCGGCACGUUCCCCCGGUGGCUGAUUUAAUUUCGUUGCGCAAUUGACUCAUCUUAUUAUGUCGGGGUAUCAUGAUGACGAAGAGCUUCAGGGGAUGCAAGACCUUCGAGAUACACUCUCAGAUGUGGUUGCAGCAUCUAAAUUAACGGCGAAGCAACGUGGUAGUAGCGUGAAACCGGAUGUGGAAAAGUUGGCCUUGCUAUCGUAUGAGCAAGGUCUCCUUCCAGAGGACCUAAGCCAGCUCAUAGAUCUCCUCACGACUCCGAGCUAUCUUGAUCAGGCUAGUCUUGGAAACAUUUUGAGAAAUCUAUACCCUGCUGCUGCUGUGAAUGCGGACUUUGUCGUUAGGAUAAUUGGUUCUCUUGGACAUGGCAAGUUGAAACCGUCUCUUGCCAUUCAAGGGGCACUCCUGAAAUGGCUUGUUAUGAUUUACCACGUUAUUGAUAAUCAGAAUAUCCUCUCACGUACCUAUUCUGUUCUGUUCAAUCUUCUUGAUACCGCCGCAAUUAGGAAACAAUUGUGCCAUUUAUUGGCUCUGAUUACGCGGCGUCGACAUGUACGGCCUUAUAGAAUUCAGAGCCUUCUAUCUCUAUCCAGGCAAACGGGAAAUGAUCCUGCAGUGACUGGACUACUCCGGGUGUUCAAAGACUAUUAUCCUGAGAUUAUUGUGGGCGAAGUAACUCGUGCUAAGGCAUCUACCUUCAAGCACCCAGAUCCUCAAUGGCGCGAGAGGCUGGAUGAGAUCCAACAGGCCCAUGCAGCGCGAACAGCAGACCGCUCAGAACGACCACUAGAAGCGUUUAGAGUGGCUCGAAAUAGGACACAUGGCAAGGGUUCCACCCAACUCCCGGAGGUGCAUACUUCAAACGCUACGGAGAACUCUAUAACACUCGAGGAGAUUGAGAACGUAGACGGCUUUGUAAACAAUUUGGAACGAAUUGAGUUACCGAACCAGUUGAUAGCAGUUCUUGGAGACCCAUUACUCCAAAAGCUAUUAACCCUAAAACCACACAGCGAAGCUCACCAACGGGCCAGUAGUUGGUUAGCUUCAUAUGGGCAAGACUUAAUGAGUGGAGAGGGUGCCGUAGACACCAAUGAUUGCUUAGAAAUGCUAAAAUCCUAUGCUUCCAGUACUAGGACCUUUCCCCCAAUAUUUUUGGCCUUCUUUAACGAGUAUCUCAAGAUAUGGAACGGCCACGAUGGACGAGAUUUGGUAUUAGCAAUAUUAUCAUAUUUGCCAUUACUUAGCUUUUCAGAACUAUCAACUGGCAUUUUACAGCCCCUUGAAGUUAAGAUCCUAGACAACACCACGGAUUCCCAACUACACUUACUUCAAUUUUAUACAACUCUGCUCCGACGUUGGACUAUCUGCCUAGCAUCGCUUGAGCAGAAAUCGAGCCAAGCAUCAGAUAUCAUUGCUGAUCUAGUAACUCACGUCAACGACCUCUGUCUCACUCUUGUUCAGACAUCCCCUACAGCCUCCACACACUCGAAGGUUCUGGAUUUCUAUGAACAGACAUCGGUUCUAGCUUCGGAUCCAAAGCUAUUACUUCAUACUCGGAUAAUGAUACCGCCCUCCCCGUUGGUAUAUAUCCUUCACUUCAGCUUCGCCCCAAGCACUUUGGCUCGACUCUGUUCAAUACUGUCGAAGUAUAAAGCAGGAUUUCAGAAGGCCAUGGCUACGUCUCGUUCCGCAUAUACCUCGGAAUACAUCAACGAGUUUAAUGGGUUUCUCAUGGACAUCUGCAAUUGUAUUUGGCGAUCGCGUGCUUUCAACAAUAGUGAUGUCAACGCCCACGGCUGCUUGGUAUCUAGAUCACUUACUGAUGAUUUCAUGUCGUACGUCAACAAUCUCAACAUGGGCACUUCUCUUUCAUCGCUCUUCUCUCUAUCGUACUCGCCGGUCUUGUGCCUCUCGGCAAUCUCACACUUCCGCGAGCUAGAAGACGAAGAGUUACGGCAAAACGAGGGCGAACUCAGCACUAGGCAUGCCGGGCCCGUGACACGUGCCAGUCUCAAUGCUCUAGCUAGUAGGGGUGGGCUUAGAGUGGGUUGGGAUGAUUAUCGCCUCGGUGUACUAAGUUAUCUAGAACGGCAGAGCAUGGCUGGUGUUGGAGAGUUGAUGUAUAACACGAUGACGAACGUAAUGAAAAGGAGGUCGAUGAUGGCAGAAACUGCUUAAGACACGGUUUCACAAUAUCCAUGAGGCCCGGCCACUAUGGGUCUACUCAGGACCGAUAGGUAACCAAAAUACGAAUUAAAUGCACAAGCCAGACUUGAUCAUGUAAAUCUAAU